UUAAAGGAACACUUCACUAAAAAUAUGCAUACAACCUUUUCAUUUUAGUGAACAAUUCUUUUUUAUAUUUACUUGAGAAUAUAUUCUGUAAAAAUAUGUGAGAAGAAAGCUGUUUCUCUAGUAGACCCGAACAAUUGUUUAGUAUCUGAAGAACCCUGAAAACAUCUGUUCUUUCAACAACUAGUGAUAAAUUUAAAUAUUUCAGAUUCCCCGUUAGAUAGAUAGAAAGAUAGAUAAGAUGGGUUUAUGUAAAUGUCCCAAAAGGAAGGUUACAAACCAGUUCUGUUUUGAGCACAGGGUUAACGUCUGUGAACACUGUAUGGUCAACAGUCAUAAAAAGUGUGUUGUACAAUCCUACCUAGCCUGGCUGCAAGACUCAGAUUUCUCUCCCGACUGCGGGUUCUGCAGAUCAAACCUUGCUGAGGAGGAAUGCGUCAGAUUGACCUGUUACUGCUUGUACCACUGGAGUUGUUUGGAUAAUCAUUGUAGAAACCUGCCAGCCAAUACAGCACCAGCGGGAUAUAUAUGUACACAGUGUGAUGCUUCAAUCUUCCCACCAGAUAAUCUAGUUUCUCCAGUAGCAGAUCAGCUACGGAAACUUCUACAGGAUGUGAACUGGGCUAGAGCUGGAUUAGGUUUACCCCUGCUAGCGGAUAAUGUUGAGAGAAAACCAGGUUCUGCACCUGUAGGACCUCGCCCAACUCCAGAGGGAGAGGACAAAUCAGGAGAUACAGCUCAUCUAGCUCAUGAGCUUGCAUCAGGGAAGAAGGGAGGUCGGAACACCAGCGGAGGUUGGAAGAAUGACACUGUCGUCAACUUUGAAGCUUCGACCUCAAGACGCCUGAAUAGUGAUGCUAGUCUGAGUUCUCCUCUUCUUGGAGGAGGAGAUCCAGACUCAGAUAGUAAUAAAUACAAGAGACGAUCACCCACCGAGCUCUUAUUCAGAUGGUUGAAAUCCUUGACUAAACCUGCUGCACAGAGAAGAAGAGGGCCUGCUGGAUACUGUAUGCUUAUUCUUACUUUAAUCAUAGUUAUAGCUUCACUAGCCGCUAUAUUCAGGGUUGGUGAUAUUUAGAUAACACGGGAAACAUGGCGGAUACAAUAUAGAAGAUUUCAUCAGACUAAUUUACAGGGACUGUAACGUUAUUUAGAGUGGCAUAUCCUGUUCACCGCGGUGCCCUUUAAACGAGAUAUCCUUGUUUUCUGACAUUUUCAAAUGUGGUUAUUCUAUAAAAGUUACUCAAGAAUUUUUGCUACAGAUUCAACAACGGAAAUAAACAGAAUUGAACACUGUCUUAGAUAUAAAAAGGACUAUAUCUUCCUUAUAUGGGUACUGUAGUGAAUCGGACAUGACAAGACAUUUAUCUAAAAAUAGGGAGCCACUUUAAAUUUUAUCUUCACUCUUAAGCCACUCUCAACCUUAUUAGAUCAAUGUUAAAUUUAACCUCUGAUAAUUUUGUAUUUAUUAACUGAAAUUCUAAUUUCUUUUUCCUUCCGUUAUAAAGUAUGCAUUUAACAAUAUCUGUGAUGUUUGCUUGUUACCAUUCAAAAAAUUUAAAAAAAAAGUUUUCAUAUUUUAAAGAUUUUUGAUUGCACAUUUCUAGUUUGUUCUUCACUUUUUUUCUAACAAGCAAGUUUAAAAAUUUACGGAGUUAAAAGCAAUAGUUACUAUAAAAUUAGUUAAUAUCUGUAAUUUGUAUGCAAUGUAUUGAACAGUAACAUUUUUUCAAUUUAUUUUAGAUAAUUAAAAGCAUUUUUCAAUUUUUAAACUACCAAUUUCUCUUAUUUAUUUUCCAUAAUUUGGUGCGAGUCUAUAUUUCAGUCAAGUGUUUAUCUUAAACGUUAAUUUUGGUUUACGAAUUCCUAGCAUACUGACAAGUGAUAAUAAACAAAAUUCUUCUAAAUAUGAUACAUUAUUUUACUUUAUCUGCAAUAUUUUUAAUUGAUAAGUGAAGGGAUAAACAUUCUUUUCAAAGAAUAUCCUUUCAUUCAGAAAAGAAAUUAUGUUAUUUUCAAAACUAUUUUUUAAUUUUAAACAUUUAUCACAAUGGAUUUUAGUUGUAAGAAUUAUUAUUGAGAAAUGUGUGAAUUUACUAUUAUUGAGAAGAGAAUGGUGACGGAUACCGAAUAUUAAAUUGUGAAUUGGUAUGGAAUGUGUUAAAUCUUAAAUAUUUCUGUUUUUGUUAACUAAUUCCAUCCCUAUACCCCACGGAAUAUCAAGUUUUUAGAACUUAUAUGUUUUAAUCUAAUGUUCGACACACAUAUUUAUACAUAAUUUUGCAAGUAUAAUGAAAUAUAUAUUUAAGCUUGAAA
Eurytemora carolleeae is the source of this 2313-nucleotide messenger RNA. RefSeq names its product zinc finger protein-like 1 homolog. The record is from RefSeq and is a predicted model, not a curated record. NCBI's taxonomy places the organism in Eukaryota, Metazoa, Arthropoda, Copepoda, Calanoida, Temoridae. Gene Ontology annotation, cellular component: Golgi apparatus.